Molecule: messenger RNA, 670 nt
Organism: Gavia stellata (red-throated loon)
Lineage: Eukaryota; Metazoa; Chordata; Aves; Gaviiformes; Gaviidae
Gene: BRI3
Product: brain protein I3
Exons: 3
Coding region: 1-414 (137 amino acids)
Source: RefSeq, a predicted model, not a curated record
AUGGACAACAAGCCCCUGCUGCAGGAGCGGCCCCCCGCCUACAGCCCCGCCGCCCAGGGCGCGGGCUACGACUACGGGCAGAGCAACUACGGCGCCAUCCCCGCCCCGCAGCCCGGCUUCCAGCCGCCCCCGCCCUACCCCUACCCGGGCGCCGCGGCUGCCGCAGGGUAUGCUGUUCCUCCACCGACAUCACAGCCAAACUAUUCGAGCACGUACACCAUUAUUCAACAGCCUGCUACCACAACUUCUGUAGUAGUAGUUGGUGGCUGUCCUGCCUGCAGGGUUGGCGUGUUGGAGGACACCUUCACCUGUCUUGGUGUUUUGUGUGCCAUUGUAUUCUUUCCAAUUGGGAUUCUGUUCUGUCUUGCACUGAGGCAGAGAAGAUGCCCUAAUUGUGGGGCAGCUUUUGGCUAAGGGGACAAACGUGGAUGUGCUUAUGGAAGCUACAACUGUUAGCAUACUCUUUCUAAUGUAAAUGUCAUGUACAAUCAUUUUAUUUGCUUCAGACCUGUUUUGUAAAGUGUGAAGAAAUUUAGUCUCUUGCAUGUAAUUUAAACUUAAUCUUUUAUGAGCAUGUGCAUUGCAAAACAUGAAAACCCAACUUGUUUUCCAUGUUUAGUGGCACCUGUUGACAACUAAAUAAAACUGCUUUUCCUUUUGCAAUCCUCAA